GUUAGCAAGUGGUGAUUUGGGUUUUUUUGGUCGAGAGAAUUAAGACGAGUAUCUGAGCGUCUGUCCUGCAUACAACCUGAAAGUCACGAGUACUCAGAGGAACACAGAACCAUGCCAUCACCUCAGUGUGAUCCUCGAGAAACACAGAACCAUGCCAUCACCUCAGUGUGAUCCUCGAGCACAGUGGUCGCCAAGCUUUUUGAUCCCCGGGACCGCUCCAGACCCUCAUCUAAUGCUAUUUCAUGUUGUGACGUAUAAAACAAAGACAAGCACAAUAUCAAAGGAAAUCACUACAGAAAAAAACAUAUUGGAGUUCCAGAAAGAAGAUAACAAAUCUGCACUUUUGGAGGUAAUUAAACUAAAAAUUGAUCUAAUAAUAACUUUGAUCCAAAAUGACAGAACGAUGACAACAUUACUUUCUUUGGCAGUGCAGUAGCCAAACACGUCUCUGCCCUGGCUGCUCAGUACAAUAUUGCUAUGCACAAGCAUAGGUUGGCAAUAAUCAUUAUGAUGGUAUUAUUAUAGCUCCAUUUAACUUUAAUCCAAAGUGACAGAACAACAGACAGAUACAGCAGUAGCUGCUUGAGUUGCUUUUUGUCUCCCCGUUAUAGGACUUUAUAAAAAAGAUAAAGAAAAAAACAUUUAAAUCCUGACGCAUACUGAGAUGCAAUCAAAUUUCUUAAUAACGGUGAUUUUUCAAAACUAUUUUAACUACCGAGCUGCAUUGCAAACAAACGCAGUCAGUUUAGUCAAGGACUGGUGUGGCGCUGUCGUUAUGGCCGACACUUCCUCCAGCGAGCCUCACCAUCCAGGGCGGUUGGCACCACCGCCCUGAUGGCCAGCAACUGGUGUGUGUGUGUGUGUGUGUGUGUCUGUCACACACUGGCCAACUUUGCCUCCAAGGUGACAUCAGUAAAAUAAAUAAAUUGAAUGAAAUGAAGGAAAGCACAUUAUUUCCAAAAUGGAUCAAAUUGGACUGAUGUACCGAUACCAGCCCACAUCCCGGAGGUUUGAGACCCCUAAAGCAGGCCAGCCAUUUUUCAUUUUAAGUUUUAAACUAGCUUCUCAAAUAUAAAAGUCUUUGUUUUGAAGCCAUGGGGACAUAUUUCCAUGCCCUCCCUGUCCACUUAAUCCCCACUUAAGGGCCCACAAGCCCUGGAAACAACAACCGGGACACAUUUCCUUAACAGAUUGUGGACAUCCGCCUUUCACUCUUGCUCGGUUUGACUUUGAGGUGCUUCGCUCGCCAGAGGUUUCAUCAAGAUGUUUAAAGAGCUGCAGGGAGAAUGGACAGAGAGACAGAGAAAGAGAGACCGGCACAUCUGGCAACAGAAAACACGAAAUAACAUAUCAUGCUUCAGGAAGUGUUCCAUGCAGCCACGUGUUGCCAUGUCGGCUCAUUGGCAGCUGAUAUCCAUCCUGCCACACUCAUUUGCACGGCCCUUCACUCCAACAUGUCACGGCCACCUUCUGUCAGCCUGCGGUCGAAUAUCAUCCUCACGGAGGCGCCAGAGAUCCUCCCAUGCAAGUGGUGGUUGUUGUCGUCGACUGCCUCAAAGAUAACUUGACUUCACGAGCUGCAGGAGCUGAUUGCUUGCAAAAAAAGACUUGUGGAAAAUACAGUUUGGAUCCUUUGGACUGAUGAUUGUCAUCUCUUUGGCAGCCGCUCUGAACUUUCAUCUUUAAUCCGUCUCAGACACCGCGGACCUGGAACAAGGACCUGAAAUGUCCAACAGUGACUAUAAGAGACUGGAGCUCUUCCGACACAUCCUAAAUGUUUGCAGCCACGAUCCGUCCUGCAACACCUCCCACCUGCUGCUGCACAACAUCAGCUCGUACACCGGGCUGGAGCUUGUGGGUGAUGGGUCCCCCUGGUUGAGAAGCCUGAUCUCAGUGGUGUACUUUGUGGUGGCAGCAGCCGGAGUGGUGGGCAACCUGUUGGUGUUGUUCCUGCUGUACUCCACUCGCACCAUCACCACCGGCAACAUCAAUUUCUUUGUCUUCAACCUGGCUCUGGCCCACCUGCUCUUCUCGCUAGCUUUGCCCUUUUGGGCCGUGGACAUUGCGAUGGACUACAGCUGGCCUUUCGGCGUGGCGGCGUGCAAGGCUGUAUCCUUGCUCACUGGCCUCAACGUGUUUGCCAGUUGCUUUUUCCUCACCGCCAUGAGCUUGACCCGCUACUGCUAUGUGGCCACUGCACUCCAGCCCAGUGCAUCCGUGUGCAGAAGGUCAUGCACCUCCCCAGUGGUCACGGCCUUCAUCUGGGCCGCAGCCCUCAUCGCCGCAGCACCACGAGGUGUGUUUGCGGCUCUGAGCCGCGUGGGUACCGGCAACGAUACUGCAUGCCUUCUCCGUUUCCCAGACGGUACCGCCUGGCUGGGGAUAAACCAGCUCUUACGGGUGGUGCUUGGCUUUUUGCUGCCUUACACCACCAUCAUCUUCUCCUACCUGCUGCUGAUGCGUUUCCUCUGCCGCCACAAACUGAAAGGCAGCAACUCUCGCCGAAAGGCCGACAUCUCAAAGUCGGUGGCGGUGGUGGUGCUGUCAUUCUGUGCCUGCUGGUUCCCGUACAACAUCCUCACCCUGUGGAGCAUUCUCAUCCAGCUGGACAUCAUCGACAUCAGCCCGUCUUUCUACGUGGUGCAGACCUACUUUUUCCCUCUGGCCAACUGCUUGGCUUUCACCAGCAGCUGCUUCAACCCCGUCAUCUACUGCCUGGUGCGGAAGGAAUACAGAGUGGCUCUUCACAACGUCUUCUUCAAGCUGAGCCUGGCCGUCACGUCCAAGAUUCCCUACGCCAUCAAUCCCAACGAAGGAUCGGAACACGCCGGACAACUGGCCAUUCCUCUCAGCAACAUGCCCAGCCAGAUGAGCCAAUCGGACUCAAGAAGAUACGCGCCCCUGUCAGCACUCCCAACGCUAGUCUCCACCCUGUGAAGCCAUUUGUUCAACCUUAACCAACCACAUCCAAUGCAAGAGUUGUUUCCAACGUUACCCUGAAGAUGACAACAAAUGCAUGCUUGUCAUUCCGUCUUUCCCAACCACUGUCCCGCUCCACCUUAGUGUGCUGUGGUGUCCCACGGGACAUUAUCCGAUUUCACUUCAUUUACGACACGUUUCGUGUGUAGUGUCAAGCAGAAGAAUGAAUACUGUACCAUUUCAUGCAUUUAUUCAUGUCAUCAGCAUGAGAUUGUCUUGCUGCCUUAAAGUAUGAUGUACAAAUGUUGCCUAUUUGUUGUCUUUUUGGGGUAUGCAUUUGUUUGGACUGAUACAUUUCUGAAUUAAAUUGGUCUAAUCCCUGUACCUUCUUCCCUUGACAUUCUUCACAUGAAACAAUCCCUGGUUGUUUGUUCACUUUGUUGAACAUGUUCUCAGGCGAGCAACACAGAAAUAGUGUCUAAUAGUAAAGGUAAUGCGUACAGUUAGCUUCAUCAUUCAGUCAUAAAAUAAUGAAUAAAUAUUGCCAUGUUAUUGUAGUACGUACAUACACAGGAGCGCGUAUUUUGCCUUCUGUGCUUCCAACAUGCCACAAGGUGGCGCUACCGUUCUUCAUUUCCCUCUUCUUUUUCAUCCUAAUGGAUCUGUCCACAGAACAUGAAAUGUAUGCUUAAAGCAGUGGCUCUCAUUUAUUUUCUGUCAUGCCCCCAGGGACCAAAAUGUUUUCACGCCCCCUGAUUUGAAAUACUAUUGAGAAACUGAUCAUAUCUAUUUUUUGGUACUUCACAGACUGAACUCGAAAUUGAAACCAGGAAAAUGCAACAAAUGGAGAGCUGAGAAGCAAAUAAGCACGUUCGAAAGUCAGACAAUUGCAUGUAGAAUAUGUGUUUUGUAUAUUUGUACAUGUUGGCAGGUCUGCAGUAACAGAAAGUACUCCCUGCCUCUGUCGCCACCCCCAGACAGUUCACCACAUGGCCCCCUAUGGGGACCGCCCCACUAUUUGACAAGCACUGGCGUAAAGGCAGGAUGUAAUCUUCUUCUAAUUGCACCUCCAAACCCACGUUCUUUUGUUUCCUCUUCAGUUUUGUUUCAAUUAUUACAAACACAUUUCACCCUAGUUUCUA
Molecule: messenger RNA, 4061 nt
Organism: Doryrhamphus excisus (bluestripe pipefish)
Lineage: Eukaryota; Metazoa; Chordata; Actinopteri; Syngnathiformes; Syngnathidae
Source: RefSeq, a predicted model, not a curated record